Fraxinus pennsylvanica is the source of this 2367-nucleotide messenger RNA. The record is from the annotation of a GenBank genome assembly. Lineage: Eukaryota; Viridiplantae; Streptophyta; Magnoliopsida; Lamiales; Oleaceae.
AUGGCUCCCAGUUUGAGCAAAGCUAGUUCAAAUGCCAUUGUUCUUGCAAAUGGAUACAACAAUUCAUCAAUUAUAUUAGAUGAAUCAAAUUUCAUUGUACAUGAUGAUCAUGUGUUUCUCUCUGAAGUUCCAUCCAAUAUAAUUGCUACACCAUCGCCCUACACUUCCGCCGCCGCCGCCGGAGAUAAACCAGCUGCAACAACCUCGGGAUGCUUCGUCGGGUUCGACUCGAAAGAACCCAGAAGCCAUCAUGUUGUUCCUAUAGGGAAGCUGAAGGAUAUCAGAUUCAUGUCGAUUUUCAGGUUCAAAGUCUGGUGGACUACCCACUGGAUUGGAACCAACGGUCGAGAUCUUGAACACGAAACCCAGAUGGUGAUUCUUGAUAAAUCAGAAGAUGGAAGGAGGCCUUAUGUUCUUCUUCUUCCAAUGUUGGAAGGCCCAUUCCGGGCUUGUCUCCAACCUGGCGAGGAUGAUUACAUCGACCUCUGCGUCGAAAGCGGGUCAACCAAAGUCACCGGAGAAUCAUACCGGAGUGUACUUUACAUGCACGCCGGCGAUGAUCCGUAUAGUCUUGUGAAAGAAGCCAUGAAAGUGGCUCGAGAUCAAUUAGGAACUUUUAAACUUCUUGAAGAAAAGAAUCCACCGGGGAUGGUUGAUAAAUUCGGGUGGUGCACUUGGGAUGCGUUUUACCUGACAGUGCACCCUGACGGAAUUUUGGAAGGUGUCAAGGGUCUGGUCGACGGCGGCGUUCCGCCGGGACUGGUUCUUAUCGACGACGGGUGGCAGUCCGUAAGCCAUGAUGAGGAUCCAAUCUCCUCAGAAGGCAUGAACAGAACAUCAGCAGGUGAGCAAAUGCCAUGCAGGCUAAUAAAAUUCCAAGAAAAUUACAAAUUCAGAGACUAUGAAAGUCCCAAUAAAUCAAAUAAUUCCGGUGGUGCCCCAAAUAAGGGCAUGGGCGCCUUUAUUAGGGACCUCAAGGACACCUUCAAAAGCGUGGACUAUGUGUACGUGUGGCAUGCACUAUGCGGGUACUGGGGCGGGCUUAGACCCGAUGCUUCGGGUCUACCUGAGUCGAAGGUUGUUAAACCAAAACUGACUCCUGGAUUGCAAAAGACCAUGGAGGAUUUGGCAGUCGAUAAGAUUGUGAAUAAUGGAGUUGGACUCGUCCCACCAGAAAUUGUGGAUCGUAUGUACGAAGGUCUACACUCGCAUCUUGAAUCUGUUGGAAUCGAUGGAGUCAAAGUCGAUGUCAUUCAUCUGUUAGAAAUGUUGUGUGAAGAGUAUGGCGGAAGAGUGGAGCUUGCAAAGGCUUACUUCAAAGCCUUAACAUCUUCGGUUAGGAACCAUUUCAAAGGGAAUGGAGUGAUUGCUAGUAUGGAACACUGCAAUGACUUUAUGUACCUUGGAACUGAGGCCAUAGCGCUUGGUCGCGUCGGAGAUGACUUUUGGUGCACAGAUCCUUCUGGUGAUCCAAAUGGCACCUUUUGGCUUCAGGGUUGUCACAUGGUUCAUUGUGCCUACAAUAGCUUGUGGAUGGGCAAUUUCAUUCAACCUGAUUGGGAUAUGUUCCAAUCGACCCAUCCUUGCGCGGAGUUUCAUGCUGCCUCAAGGGCUAUUUCCGGUGGACCUAUCUAUGUUAGCGACUCAGUUGGCAAGCACAAUUUUGACCUUCUUAAGCGAUUAGUGUUGCCCGAUGGCUCGAUCUUGCGCUGCGAUUACUAUGCCCUCCCUACUCGUGAUUGCCUCUUUGAAGACCCCCUCCAUGAUGGGAAGACCAUGCUCAAAAUAUGGAACCUCAAUAAGUACACGGGAGUUCUUGGAGCAUUUAACUGCCAAGGCGGAGGAUGGUCUAGGGAAGAACGACGCAACAAAUGCGCCUCUCAAUACUCACACACAGUUUCUUCCAAGGCCAGCCCCAGUGACAUAGAGUGGAAACAUGGAACAAAACCAACCUCCAUUGAAGGAGUUGAAGUGUUUGCAGUAUACUUUUUCCACGAAAAGAAGCUCGUACUGUCAAAGCCAUCGACCAACAUUGAGUUAUCCCUCGAGCCCUUUAAUUUCGAGCUCUUGACAGUUUCUCCUGUCACGGUUUUAGCCAACAAAUCUGUCCAAUUUGCUCCAAUUGGGCUAGUAAACAUGCUGAAUACCGGUGGUGCUCUUCAAUCAGUCACGUUUGACUACGAUCAUAAUUCAGUUGAAAUUGGAGUGAAAGGAACUGGAGAGAUGAGGGUGUUUGCUUCGGACAGACCGGGAUCCUGCAGAAUCAAUGGCAACGAUGUCGUGUUCAAGUACGAGGAUUAUAUGGUUGUAAUUCAAGUACCAUGGCAAGAUUCCUCUGGAAUUUCUGUCAUUGAGUACUCGUUUUGA